Molecule: messenger RNA, 705 nt
Organism: Zootoca vivipara (common lizard)
Lineage: Eukaryota; Metazoa; Chordata; Lepidosauria; Squamata; Lacertidae
Gene: SLC5A10
Product: solute carrier family 5 member 10
Biological process (GO): transmembrane transport
Cellular component (GO): plasma membrane
Molecular function (GO): D-glucose:sodium symporter activity
Source: RefSeq, a predicted model, not a curated record
UCACAACUGCAAUACGAUGAGGGAAGAGGGUGGCUAAGUCUGGCAUUAAAAGGAGAGCACGGACCCCGCAGAAAAUAACUUGCUCCUUGUUUCUGGUUCCUUCUCCCGAAAUCUCCCUCCUUUCUCCAGAGGCCUUGACCAAGGAGGUUAGAAUUUCAGUCUUUUGGGCCCUGUCUUUAUCUGCAGGGGGCUUUCUGGGGCCUGAUGGUGGGGCUGGUCAUCGGCCUGAGCCGGAUGGCCUUGGAGUUUGCGCACCCCACGCCCCGUUGUGGUGUCCCGGACAGGCGCCCUUCCCUCGUGAAGGACCUCCACUAUCUUCACUUCGCCACCCUCCUCUUCCUGCUGACUGCCGUGGUGGUGGCGGGCAUCAGCUUGUUGACUAAGCCCCCCACCGAAUCCCAGGUAAAGUUUGUGACUUGGUGGACCCUCCGUGCGGAGGAGCCCCUUCCUCCCAAACACUCCAACCCCAAAUCGCGGCCCGAGGACGGCUUUUCCAGCACAGAGAACGAUGAUCUCCCGGAAAGCCUCCCGCAGAGUUGCUUUGGGAGCGGAAAGACCUGCACCCCCUGCAUCAUGAAAGCUGGAACCCCCCCAGGGAAGCCCCCCGGGGACAAGACAGAAUCCCGCUUCUGGGCUCGGAUCUGCUGUGCAAACGCCCUUCUCCUGAUCUGUGUCAAUGUCUUUUUCUAUGCUUAUUUUGCUUAA